Gryllus bimaculatus (two-spotted cricket) is the source of this 2260-nucleotide messenger RNA. The record is from the annotation of a GenBank genome assembly. Lineage: Eukaryota; Metazoa; Arthropoda; Insecta; Orthoptera; Gryllidae.
UUGCAUUAUCGCGACCGUAUGGAGUAGUGCUGGCAAUCAUGCGACAUCUAGCGGCACGACUGAGAAACACACGAAAAACCGUGAAGAGGCCUCGCGCGCCAAGAACUAAAAACCCAAGUAUAUAUACUCGUUGACUCCACCGGUGAGCACGAGAAAUACUUGCAGUAUACCUGAUUUCACUGUGUGGUGCAUUUGAGCGCAAAUUGCUGGUUUAAAUUGUGCUCUCAAAUUAACGAACUCAACGAGCAAGUGUGGAUACGGUGUAUGUAUAUCAAGGACAAGAAGAAAUCAUGAUUAUAACCUAAAAUGUAUUCAACAUUCAUUUGCUCGCCAUAAUAACGAUAAAGUCGAGAGAUCUCAACAUAGAAUUAAUCAUGCCUAAAAGAAUUGCAACAUCAGAAUUGAAUCAUGACAAUUGGAAUGAAGAAGAAGCUCCAGAAGAAGCUGGGACAUUUCAGAAAGCUGCCCCUGACGUUAUUGAGAAACGUAUUAUAAGGAAUGCUAGACGGCGAGUAGUGGGGGGUUCUGGAUCAGGAUCUGCUCCAAGUGUGUUUGCAGGAUUUCAAGGAUUUGGUAAAACUACUGAAAAUCCUGGUGUUUUUAAUUUCUUGAAAAAAAGUAAUGCUACAUCUGAGAACACAGGUGUACAAUCAAAAGUUGAACCUUCAAGUCACACACCUAUGUUCAAACAACCUGUUAAGGAAGUUCCUGUUAGUGAACAAGAUCCUCUUCAACCAUCACCUCCUUUUACAGUAUCGUAUUUAGGUGCAAUUAAAAAACUUAAUGAGUGUUUUAUUAAACACAUUCAAACCUGUUUUGAAGAGAAACAAUUUAUUAUAUUGUCUCCAUGUUUUCGAGACUAUGAACAACAUUUGAAGAGUAUUCUUCCUCUAAAUGACUCUAAUAAUAAUAAGGGUGAGGGAGAAAAUAAAGUACUUCAAGAGAAUACAGAACCUUCUUCAAAAAAAGAUCAUGAAGAUGAGACAUCUUCUAAUGUCUUUAGUGCAAAGAAAACAAAUUUUUCUAGUAGUGCCAAUGCUGAAGUAACUCCAGGAUCUGGCUUCAAAUUUUUUGUUAGUGAUGGAAAUAAAUCAUUGCCUAAUUCAAAUGCUGUCACACCUGGUACCAUCCCGUCCUUAAGUGCUUCUGCAAAGAAGCAAUUUCCGUGGUCAGGAGGAUGGGGUUCAAAUUCUCCCAGUCAACUAGUAACCAGUGAGCCGACAAAUGAAAGCCCCAAAGGGGAAUCAGCUGGUGCAAGUGAAGAACCUACAGAUGAGAGUGAUGUGCCUCCUAAAGUUGAAUUUAAACAAGUUGUGGAAGAUGGUGCAAUAUAUUCAAGAAGGUGUAAAGUUUUUGUGAAAACAGAUGCUAACUAUCAUGAUCAUGGAGUUGGUAUGCUGUUUCUGAAGCCGGUGGAAUCUGGGAAGAAAACUCAACUCAUUGUUCGAGCUGACACAAGUUUGGGAAACCUUCUUUUGAACACCUUACUAAGUGCUGAUAUGACUAUGCAAAGAAUGGGGAACAAUAAUGUAAUGCUUAUUUGUUUGCCAACGCCGGAAUUCAAAACUGACAAACCACUUCCAGUAUUGUUGAGAGUUAAAACUAGUGAAGAUGCUGAUGAACUAUUACAGAAGUUGAAAGAAUUCAAGAAAUAGCCUGAAGCUACAGGGGUCAAAUAAAGACAAAGCUAGCAAUCUGCAUGGAAUUUUGCAAUUGUAAUAAUACAGUUGAAUGUCACACUGUUUGUAACAGUGAAAUGGUGGAUAAUAAAAAUCUGUUGCCAACUUUUAUCAAUGUGUUAGUGUUUUUCUUACCCAACUGUUUUUUAAACUUUUAAAGUAAUUAAUACUUACCGAGCAUAUGAGGCUCAAUAUGAGUUGCUUAUGGCAGUUUAGCAUUUAUUUGUGUUUAUUGUUUAGAGGGUCCUUCCGCAAAUCAGAAACUAACACUUUUGCAAUUGUACGCAAUUCGUACUGCAAUUCUGAUUUACUUAUAAUUAUUCCGUAAAGGGACCUAAUUGUCGCAAUUCUCUUCUCGUUGCUAAAUUUAUUUCUAUUAGGUUCACGGCCAGGAGAUUCUUUUUUAUAUAUUUACUUAUUUAUUUGAGAACAAAUGGUCUAUUGUUUUAUUUUAUUCAUAUAUACUUUAAAUUCUUCUUUCCACACACCCUAUGUUUGUACACUAUCAAAAGGUUAUUGAUUCAAUUUGGUCUUGUUAUUGCUGAAAUUCAUCUUUGUGAAAUAAAUAUUGAUUGUUAACU